AAGUUGAAAAAACAAGAAACCGCUUUUUUAUGAAUGCUUACCAAUUCAAAGAUGAAUUUGCAUAUUCAAUCACAAUUAAUCUAUUCAAAGAUGUGCUUAUAGGUGAUUUUAUUUGCAAAACUCGAACAUUCUUCGAGACCAGAUGUGACAUUUUGGUAGAUUCCUUAGCCGGAGCUGAAUACUAUUAUGUUGAGCAGUCACAAUGGAAACAAUACCAUCUAGUUACAAUGUCAUUACAUUUUCAAAAUAGUGCAAACACAAAGUCGCAUAAUAAACAAAACACGCUACUACCAUGUCGUGUUUCUGAAUUCACGAAUAUCUUCGAAACCAAAUGUCUUUCUAUUCCAUUAAGAAAACACAACAUACUUCAUUCAUUUUUAACCUCUUCCCUUUUUCUCAAUCUUUCUACCACUCAUUAGCCACACAUCAAACCGCUUCUGUUGAUUCCUUUCCUCCACAACCAACCACCCACUACGGUUACACUUCAUUGCUCCAAUCUUGUAUUGAUUCGAAGGCGUUAAACCCCGGUAAACAGCUCCAUGCUCAAUUCUACCAUCUGGGUAUUGCUUACAAUCAGGACUUAGCCACUAAACUUGUCCAUCUUUAUGCGGUUUCGAAUUCUCUUCUUAAUGCACGUAACCUGUUUGAUAAAAUUCCCAAACAGAAUUUGUUUCUGUGGAAUGUUUUGAUUCGCGGUUAUGCCUGGAAUGGGCCUCAUGAUAAUGCCAUUAUACUAUAUCACAAGAUGCUUGACUAUGGGCUCAGGCCCGAUAAUUUUACUUUACCGUUUGUUCUUAAGGCGUGCUCGGCUCUUUCUGCUAUUGGAGAGGGAAGGAGUAUACAUGAGUAUGUGAUAAAAAGUGGGUGGGAGAGAGAUCUUUUUGUAGGUGCAGCUCUUAUUGAUAUGUAUGCUAAAUGUGGUUGUGUGAUGGAUGCCGGUCGCGUGUUUGAUAAAAUUGUUGUGAGAGAUGCUGUGUUGUGGAAUUCUAUGCUUGCAGCUUAUGCUCAAAAUGGUCACCCUGAUGAAUCAAUUUCUCUAUGCCGGGAGAUGGCUGCAAAUGGUGUUAGACCGACCGAGGCUACUCUUGUGACUGUGAUUUCAUCUUCAGCUGACGUUGCAUGUCUACCUUAUGGGAGGGAAAUCCAUGGAUUUGGUUGGAGACAUGGAUUUCAAUCGAAUGAUAAGGUUAAAACUGCUUUGAUUGAUAUGUAUGCAAAAUGUGGUUCUGUGAAAGUUGCACUUGCUUUGUUUGAGCGGCUUCGGGAGAAAAGAGUUGUUUCUUGGAAUGCAAUUAUUACCGGUUAUGCAAUGCAUGGUCUUGCUGUUGGAGCUUUGGACUUGUUUGACAAAAUGCGGAAGGAGGAUCGGCCAGAUCAUAUAACCUUUGUUGGUGUUCUUGCGGCUUGCAGCCGAGGGCGUUUGUUGGAUGAAGGACGAGCGCUGUAUAACUUGAUGGUGAGGGAUUAUGGUAUCACUCCUACAGUUCAACAUUACACUUGCAUGAUUGAUCUCCUUGGUCACUGUGGUCAACUGGAUGAGGCAUAUGAUCUUAUAAGAAAUAUGAGCGUAAAGCCGGAUUCUGGUGUAUGGGGUGCUUUGCUGAAUUCAUGUAAAAUCCAUGGGAAUGUGGAGUUGGCUGAGUUAGCUUUAGAGAAACUAAUUGAGCUUGAGCCUGACGAUUCUGGAAAUUAUGUGAUUUUGGCGAACAUGUAUGCUCAAUCAGGCAAGUGGGAAGGAGUGGAAAAGUUGAGACAGGUAAUGAUAGACAAAAGAAUAAAGAAAAACAUUGCCUGUAGCUGGAUUGAAGUAAAGAACAAAGUGUAUGCAUUUCUUGCCGGAGAUGUUUCACACUCAAAUUCUGAUGCAAUAUAUGCAGAGCUCAAGAGAUUAGAAGGACUAAUGCAUGAAGCUGGAUAUGCCCCAGAUACAGGAUCUGUUUUUCACGACGUGGAGGAAGAUGAGAAAACAAGUAUGGUGUGCAGUCACAGUGAAAGACUAGCUAUUGCAUUUGGACUCAUAAGUACAUCGCCAGGAACCCGGCUUUUAAUAACAAAGAAUCUCCGAAUUUGUGAGGACUGCCAUGUUGCUAUUAAGUUCAUCUCAAAGAUUAUGGAGAGGGAAAUUACUGUAAGAGACGUUAAUCGCUAUCAUAGUUUUAAACAUGGUAUGUGUUCAUGUGGCGAUCAUUGGUGACAAGGAUGCAGUCUAGUUGGGAAAACUGGCCAACACAAUUACACAACAUCUCUCACAUCAGAGUUUUGUCCAAAAUAAUUGAGUUCAUUCAUCCAUAGAGCUGAGUCCAUAUCUAUAUCUAAAUCUAUAUGAGCUAAUGGUACAAAAUUGUCAAAUUGAGUAUGGAUAUCUAGCACUAGCAUUUACAUGUGGCAUUGUAUCAUUGAAAUCAAUAACCAUGUAAUGCUAAAUGGUGCAAAAUUUUGAGAAUGGAUAUGCUAGCAUUUACUUGUGGCUUUGUACAUUGAAAUUAACAAUGGUGUAUUGUUUAUCAACCUUAGUUCUUAUUUGAAAACCGAUUACCCCAUA
Molecule: messenger RNA, 2542 nt
Organism: Medicago truncatula (barrel medic)
Lineage: Eukaryota; Viridiplantae; Streptophyta; Magnoliopsida; Fabales; Fabaceae
Product: putative pentatricopeptide repeat-containing protein At3g23330
Exons: 1
Coding region: 332-2194 (620 amino acids)
Biological process (GO): RNA modification
Molecular function (GO): RNA binding; protein binding; zinc ion binding
Source: RefSeq, a predicted model, not a curated record